CAAAAAAACAAAAAAUAGAAAGGAAGAACGACGUAAAAAAGAGAAUUUUCAUCAAUUUCGGCAUUUAGAUGACCAUUAAAUAAUGUACAGAUAUGUCCUGCGACGUUUGAGAGAUAUUGUCGAGAAAACCUACUCAGUGUUAGACGCGCAAAAGACAUGGACAUGCAAUAAAAGUGUCGAAAACUCAAGUGGUUCGCAUUGUGCUCCGCACAGCAACAGCACGAAUGUUGUUUUGGUUCGUCCCGCAUUCACGGAGCUUUGUUCAACGCAAAAAUCCGAGCCGAAUCGGGAUCUGUGUUUCAUCCCGGAGCGCAAAGAUGCCGGAGGAUCGGGCCCCAAUCGCGAGAGAUGUCACAAAGAACACGAACGACAACAAUGCGACUUUACAUGGGUAUCAGCAUUAACUUGGUCUAGCGCACUUGUUUGUGGAUGGUAUGCAUCGCAGCUGCUCUGUUUGCAUCGCCGUAACCCGCAACAUCGAGGUUGGGACUCAAGAUGUGCCUAUUCCCGUGUUUUCAUGAAUACGAAUCGUGCCCUGCACACAACUUUAUUAGCACGACUCGCAUUCGCAUCUUCGCCGCUUUACGAAGCCAACCAACAACAACAACCGACGAGGCAAUUUCAUCGUUUGAAACGCGCCGAGACGCCAGAUUCACAAAAUUCCGGAGAUAGUGGCGUGUUUGACGCAAAACCAUCGCGAAGUAAUUCCCCUCAGUUUGAUUUUUUGCUGCACGACGAUCACGAAGAGCUGCGAGAUUUGCACAAAUAUGUCAUUAAUGUGAGCAACGACGAGGAAACUUAUGUCGAAAAGCCGAAAAAAACGGAGAAAAGUCAAGAAAAUGAUCCGAGCACGGUCGAACAAGCCGUUCAAAAUCUCCUUUCUGUGAUCGGGGAAAUUGAAUUUCAGCUCGGAAUCAAGUCAAUUCGUCUUGGCGAUUAUUCAACGGCCGUUUCUCACUUAAAACUCGCAACGAGUCAUCAUCAUGCCGCAGCCACGUUCAAUUUGGGAGUUUGCGCCGAGAACGGAAUCGGUUGUAAGAAGGAUUUGGCAUUCGCCAUGAGUUGCUAUCAAGCUGCUACAGAUCUCGGGCAUCCGCAGGCCAUGUACAAUUUGGGCGUUUUUUACGCGCAAGGCUUGGGAGGCCUCAAGAAAAGUCGCAAAGCGGCACGGAAACUCUUUGAAACCGCAGCUUUGAUGGGCGUGAUCGAAGCAAAGGCAGCUUUAGGCUUGCCCAUUGUUGAUCUUCCGGGUCUUCAAAAGACAAUGACGACAGAAUUUGGUGCCAUGAACUACGAAGUACGAAGCGUUGCUUAAAAGGAAAAAAGCCUCAAAUUAUUUUUUUCGUUAUCGGUUAAGGGGGUUUUGUUUGUUUUUUUCUCAAUAUAUUUUAUUAUCUCUCGACUUUGAUAUCUAUCACGUUUUUUCAGUUUGUUUGGACAAAUGACUAAUUAACUGAUUAAAUAUUUUCAUAGUAGCAACGUUAAAUGACGUUUUUUGUUUAUUUUUUGGAUUAUAAAAUUUUUUGAUCGACACUAAAAAUUUUUUUCUUAACUUUCGUACUCAAAUAAAUGUCGAUUGCAUGAAAAUUUGUGAAAAAUUUACAUACAGAAUUAUUAUUUUUGAAAAAAAAAAUAAAAAUAUGAGUUAUGAAAAAAA
This is a messenger RNA of Culicoides brevitarsis, 1657 nucleotides long. Its product is annotated as DAP3-binding cell death enhancer 1-like. The transcript is spliced from 2 exons. Lineage: Eukaryota; Metazoa; Arthropoda; Insecta; Diptera; Ceratopogonidae. The record is from RefSeq and is a predicted model, not a curated record. Gene Ontology annotation, molecular function: protein binding. Bases 83 to 1315 code for a protein of 410 amino acids.